AUGGCGGGACCUAAACCGGGACAGAAGACAGUUCUCAUAACUGGUUGUACCCCAGGUGGCAUUGGACACGGCAUAUGCCUGGAAUAUCAUCAACGCGGUCUCCAUGUAAUUGCUACCGCCCGAAGAUCCGAGGUGCUGGCCGAUCUCGUGGCGCUGGGCAUAAGCACUCUGCCGCUCGACGUUACCGAUGCCGAGAGCAUCAAACAGUGCCACGAAGAAGUUGCGAAACUCACCGGUGGUAGGCUGGAUAUUCUCGUGAACAAUGCCGGCCGUACACAUACCCAUCCUGCGACAGAUAUUUCAUUGUCAGAUGUCCGACAGACCUUUGAAACCAACGUCUUCUCGAUAAUGGCCAUGGUGCAAGCCUUUAUAGACCAGCUUAUCGCAGCAAAGGGCUUGAUCAUCAAUAUUUCCUCGCUUUCGUCUGUGACCCCUUAUGUAUUCGGCUCGGUCUACUGUGCGAGCAAGGCCGCUGUCGUAGGUUAUUCGCGUGCCUUACGAAUGGAGCUAGCGCCCCUCGGAGUUCGCGUGAUGGUAUCGAUGACUGGUACGGUCAAAAGCAAUACAGCUGCCCAACCUCUUCGUGACCUACCGGAAAAUAGUCUCUAUAGCCGCGCCAAGGAGAUAUUCGAAUGGAGAGUUGUCUUCAGUCAGAAUGCGUCUACCUUUCCUACGGAGACGUUUGCUAAAAAGUUAGUCAAUGACUCUUUGCGCCCGGAGGUUCCUGCGAUACUAAGACGCUGGUUCGGACGACCGGAUUGGUUCUGGUCUGGCGGUCUGGCGGAUGUCGUAUGGCUUGGGACAUGCAUAGGCGAGUGGUUUGUUGAUGCCUUCUGUUGGCGCACUUUCCGAAUGAGCGAGAUAACGAAGUUACUCAGUGAGGAUCAGAGCCAGAAAAAGCUGAAGUGA
Molecule: messenger RNA, 909 nt
Organism: Daldinia childiae
Lineage: Eukaryota; Fungi; Ascomycota; Sordariomycetes; Xylariales; Hypoxylaceae
Product: NADPH-dependent 1-acyldihydroxyacetone phosphate reductase
Exons: 4
Coding region: 1-909 (302 amino acids)
Biological process (GO): triglyceride catabolic process; phosphatidic acid biosynthetic process
Cellular component (GO): lipid droplet; endoplasmic reticulum
Molecular function (GO): triacylglycerol lipase activity; acylglycerone-phosphate reductase (NADP+) activity
Source: RefSeq, a predicted model, not a curated record